AUGAUUGAUCUUGACCAAAUCAAAUUGGAAUAAAUCAAUGAUUUUAAAGCAAUCUAAUUGGUUAACUUUGUGUCAUAAAAUAAUAAAUUUGAACUAAAUAGCGAAGCAGCUUAGUUUUUGAGUUAAUUGAGAGGAAAUAUAGCUUUUGUUGUCGUUUGUGGCAAAUACAGGACAGGGAAGAGUUUUCUCUUGAACAAACUCAUCGAUGUAUAGAAUGAAGGAGUAAUCACUUUGUUUGCUAAUAGAUCUAGUUUUAGGUUAGUCCAACAACGAAUUCUUGCACCCAAGGAAUCUGGUUAUACACAAAACCUGUGAUUAAUAAGCAGAGCAAUCUUCAAAUCUAUUUUUUGGACACAGAGGGUAGCGAAUCAGGAGUGAAAUCACAAACUCAUGAUGCUAAGAUUUUUGCUUUGGCUAUUUUAAUGAGUAGUACUUUUAUGUUUAAUUCGAUUGGCUGCAUUGAUGAGCAAUCAAUUAUUCAACUACAUCUAACUACAUUGCUAUCUAAGAACAUUCAAGUUUAGGAUCAUGAUAACAGUAAUAAUGAAAAUAUAUUGGGUUACUAUACUCCAAAAUUUAUAUGGUUAUUGAGAGAUUUUGUACUUGAAAUGAAGGAUGGUUAAAAUAGAAAGAUUACACCCAAAGAGUAUCUGGAGUUAGCGUUGCAUGAUGAUCGUUAAUAUCAAAGUGAGAAUUCAAAAAAAGUCAGGAAGACAUUGUUAACAUGUUUUAAAGAUAGAAAUUGCUUUUAAUUCGUUAGGCCUGUGAUUAAUGAAAACGAGUUGUAGAAGGUAAAUCAAUUACCAAACAAUCAAUUAAGAGAGGAGUUUCAGUAAUAAGUAAAACUGCCUAUCAUAUUUUAAGGUAACUCAACUAAGGGAAUAUUUACUGAAGAAUACAUCUCCUAAAUAAUUGAAUGGAGUUAAUUUAAAUGGCAGGAUGUUCUGUAAAAUGAUUGAAACUUUCGUAACCAAUUUUAAUAAGGGGAAGGUUCCCAUCAUAUCUACUGCUUGGGAAUAUGUUGUAGAAACAGAAUGUCAAUAAGGUUUGGCUCAGGCCAAAUAAUUGUAUGAAACUAAUCUUAAGAAAUAUUUCGGUUCUGAUGAAGCCAAGUCUUUUGAAGAAAUAUUUCAAAUCUUGAAAAAAAUUAGAGAUGAGUCAUUUCAAACAUUUCAUUAUAUUGCAGGCAUAAGGGAGAAGAACAACCAUUUUGAAGAAUACAAGAAAAAGCUAUUAGAUUUCAUGACUGAAAAAGAAAAUCUAGCAAUUAGAUUGAAUGAUGAUAUGAAUAAUACGUAUUUGAGUUUGAUUAUGUGAUUAGGAAGAAUGAGGAAGUUAUUGCUGAAGUGUCCUAGAAAUUAAAGGAAAAUCUGGAUCAAGAAACAUUCACGAUUGAUAAUUUAGAAGUUUUCUUUUAACAUUUUAAUGAGUAAUACUCUAUUCAUCAUUUUAUAGAUUUCUAAAUGCUUAUGACAAAAAAUCAGCAGGAACUGAAAAGGCUAAUACGUUGAUACAUUUUUUAUAGAAUCAUCAUCCAAUUAUAGUAAAAUAGUUAGUUAAUUCUGUUGUGUAAAUAUCAUAUCAUAAAUUAAGACAAAAGUAUAGCAAGAAUAAAAAUUAAGCAGAGGAGGAGAAAGCAGUGCAAUAGGUCAAGGAGAAGCAAUUGUUGGAUAAUAUCAAAAUAUUAGAAUAGAACAUUGCAUAGCAUGAAACAAAAAUUAAAAAAUUGGAUCAAGACAAAGUAUAGUUGGAGGCAUAAAAAAAAUAACUAUCAGAUUAACUCAGCAAAUUGCAAACUGAAAACAAAACUAUCAGGUAAUUGAAUUGAUAAGUAUCAUAAAUAGAGACAAUAUUAAGGAUGUAGAUGAGCUCUAAAAUAUGAUUGCCCAAAAAAAUGAAGAAAUACAAGGACUUAAAAAAAUCAUUUCUGUAUGAUGUUUCUAUUUAGUAUUAGUCAUUGCAAACGAAAAAGAAAAAAGGAUGUUGUGGGUGA
Paramecium octaurelia is the source of this 1993-nucleotide messenger RNA. Lineage: Eukaryota; Ciliophora; Oligohymenophorea; Peniculida; Parameciidae. The record is from the annotation of a GenBank genome assembly.